This is a messenger RNA of Diachasmimorpha longicaudata, 469 nucleotides long. Its product is annotated as histone H3. Gene Ontology annotation, cellular component: nucleosome. Bases 14 to 424 code for a protein of 136 amino acids. Gene Ontology annotation, molecular function: structural constituent of chromatin; protein heterodimerization activity; DNA binding. The record is from RefSeq and is a predicted model, not a curated record. The transcript has a single exon. NCBI's taxonomy places the organism in Eukaryota, Metazoa, Arthropoda, Insecta, Hymenoptera, Braconidae.
AGAACGCACAACAAUGGCUCGUACCAAGCAAACCGCUCGUAAAUCAACUGGAGGAAAGGCUCCGAGGAAACAGUUGGCUACCAAAGCCGCUCGUAAGAGUGCACCCGCUACUGGAGGAGUGAAGAAGCCCCAUCGCUACAGGCCAGGAACAGUCGCUCUUCGUGAGAUUCGUCGUUACCAGAAGAGCACUGAACUUCUCAUUCGUAAGCUUCCUUUCCAACGACUUGUUCGUGAGAUUGCUCAGGACUUCAAAACUGACUUGAGAUUCCAAAGUUCAGCUGUGAUGGCACUUCAAGAAGCCAGCGAAGCUUACCUUGUCGGACUCUUCGAGGACACCAAUCUUUGCGCUAUUCAUGCCAAGAGAGUGACUAUUAUGCCAAAGGACAUCCAAUUGGCUCGUCGUAUUCGUGGAGAGCGAGCUUAAGUUGUUCUCAACUUCAACAAAGACAAUCGGCCCUUUUCAGGGCCA